GGGUUUUUAGUCCCCAAGUGCACCCCCAGGGCUCAGUUGCUCAAGAGCAGCUGUGCAAUUCAGAACAUGGAGAAUUAUCUCUUGUCUCUGAAGAGCGCUGUGGCUUGUGGGCUGAGCUCCAGCUGCAGUGGCUGGGUGACGGAUACCAUCUUCAUCUUCCUGUGUGGGUGGGGGCUCUACUUCCUGCUACUUGCCUGCCUCCGCCGUACUCCAUCCUUACCACCACCUCAGAGGGACAGAAACUCCAGGAAGGAAAGAACAGAUCCUCGUGAUCCUGGUGACAAGCCAGGCCAGAAGGGGUGUGAGUGGGCACUAGGAUUUCUCUCUGAAGAUGUCAGACCAUGGGACCAGCAUCAAAAGGAGCUGAAAGGGAGGGAUAGAAGCAGAAAGAAACAUCGAGUUUUGAAAGCUUGCCAAGAUUUCCUACAAGAACUGGAAGAGGCUCGAGAGCCUAUUUUACUUCUGCAACGCCACCUCAGGAUUCAUCCUGAAAAUGGCAGCAGCCAUCACCCCUUAUGUGAAGACCCCUUGGGUGAUGUGUGGAAUGCAGGACCUGCCAGAACCCACAAUCCUCGAGGGAAGUGUGUGGAAGAUGCUACUCCUGCUGUAUCCCUGCCUGCUUCUCCGACCAAGCACUCCUUACCUCUGGCCUCCACCCACUCACCAGGAUCCAUGUUUUCAUCAGUCUCUGAUAGUUCAGAGUCAUACCUGACUGCCUCAGAGCCAUCAGACACUCCCCUUACCCUGGAGAGCCUUUGGCCCCAUCCACCUGCUUCUUCACCUCACUCCUCAGUGUCCCCUGGUUCAGAGGCUUGGCCUCCAUCUCUGAUGGCCUCUGAUGGCUGCCCAUCUCCAGACUCCAGCCUGACUCUUCCUCCUUGUGACUCAGUGGCACUGCCAAUGGGCACUGCCCCAUACAUUUGUCCACACGCCCCUUGGCCACCUUCUCCCGUGCGAACCAUCACAGGCUUAGGACGCUCAACCCGUCCUCAUUUAUCCCUGUCCUGGUGGGAUUCGAGGGCUGUCAAAGCCUUGAGACUUUCAGACUCAUCACAUCCUGAGUCCCUGAGAGGGUGCCUUCACAGCCCCCCACCAGGGGCCACAUUCUGGGGAGACACUAGAAACCACCAGGUGGAGGCUGGUAGUGCCACAUUCAUCAGCCCUGACCUUCAGAAGUUGGAGGUGCUAAUUCACAAGAGAGUGCAGGUGAAAGUUUGGAAGGUGAGAAAAGAGGCAGAGGAGUCAGACAGUCACCUAAAUUUUGGGGGGAAUAUAUUCCAGUCACUGGAUGACAUAAAGGAUGUCAUAAGUGGCCCACCAUUCUGGAGCAUGAAAGAGAGAUCAGAGCAGCUGCUGGGUGCUAGAAAGUCGUGUCCUGAGAUUUUGGGGGCCCUUACAGAGGAAAUGUGGUCAGCUCCUUUGGCAUCUCCUGGAUCUACACCAUGAGUCCCUCAAAUCCCCUGUCAGGGUCUCUGGAUCCCCAGAGUACCUUUCCUCUGUCCUGGUGGGACAACACCCUAAUGUUUUACCUGUGCAAAUUAAAGAAGAAACAGGAGGAGCUUCAGAUAUUUCACUGCCCCCGCCCUUGCUCCUGUUCCCUGUGUUCUAACCCCAACACUUAACUCUUUCUGGAACCCAAUCAUAGGCUGCACCUCAGGCUCAUGUGGAGACCCAGGCCCUCCCCACACCCUCCUCUCCAAUCCUACCAACUUCACAACCAGCCCAGAGUGGCUACUGUGGGGUAUCUAGCCUUGCUGCCCGUAAUAUUUCACCCUUCUUCAUACCAAUGGCAAUUCAAACGUGCAAUGUCACCACUUGCAGAAGCAGCUAGAAAUCGGGACUUCAGCUCCUGUGCAUAAAAACAUCAUAGAAUCCACCAGCAAAGUAACCCCCUAAAGCUCCCAGGACUUUUGGGAAUCCCAAGCCUGACGGUCAUUGUCAAAAGAAGGGUAAUGAGGCCCUUGCCCAGGUGCCCCCAGAAGACCCCUCCAAGCCCGUUUGGUCAGGAAGUUCAGGCAGAUUCCAGAAGGUCAGGUCCCCCGGGGUGGUCAUCUCUCCAAGCUGGGGACCAGCCAUGCCUUGUACCUGCCCAGAGAGUCCGGGGCUUGUAAGGAGCAAGGGGCUU
Talpa occidentalis (Iberian mole) is the source of this 2125-nucleotide messenger RNA. RefSeq names its product spermatogenesis-associated protein 31E1-like. The transcript is spliced from 5 exons. Lineage: Eukaryota; Metazoa; Chordata; Mammalia; Eulipotyphla; Talpidae. The coding region runs from base 67 to 1446 and encodes 459 amino acids. The record is from RefSeq and is a predicted model, not a curated record.